AUGUCUAUAGACACAUUCGACUACAUCAUAGAAAAAAUAUCACCUGAUUGUAGUCAUGUUUCAACAAAUUUUCAAAAACCAAUUUCUGUUGAAGAAAGGCUCCUUGUAACCAUAAGAUAUUUGGCAACUGGAAUGGCUUUUAGGCAACUUGCACUUUCAUUUAGAAUAUCGAAAUCAACAGUGUCAACUAUAGUUAUUGAAGUUUGUAAAGCUAUUUGGAAUAAUUUAAGUGAAAAACAUUUACCAACACCAACUAUAGAAAAACUAAAAAUUAUUGAAAAGGAAUUUUACCAAAAAUGGAACUAUCCAAAUUGUAUUGGAAGUAUAGAUGGUAAACAUAUCAGAGUUCGAUGUCCGAAAAAUCCUGGUAGUAUGUUUUUUAAUUACAAACAAUACUAUUCAAUCGUUUUAAUGGCUAUUGCUGAUGCAAAUUAUAAAUUCAUAAUAGUAGAUGUAGGAGGUUAUGGAAAAGAUAGCGAUGACGGUAUUUUAUGCGCUUCAAAUAUAUAUCACAGUCUUGAAAACGAAUCGUUAAAAAUCCCAAGUGAGAAAAAAUUUCCAAACUCAAAUGUAAAAGUUCCACAUGUUUUUAUUGGUGAUGAAGCAUUUCCACUGCGUAAUUAUUUAAUGCGACCAUUUCCUAGAUAUCAAUUACAAGAUGCUGAUAAGAUGUACUACAACUAUAGACAUGCUAGAGCCAGGAUGACUAUUGAAUGUGCUUUUGGUAUUGCUUCAUCAAAGUUUCGUAUUCUUUUAAAAGCUAUUGAAACAAAAAUAGAAAAUUCACUCGAUCGACGUUGA
Messenger RNA from Sipha flava (yellow sugarcane aphid), 801 nucleotides. RefSeq lists its product as uncharacterized. The coding region runs from base 1 to 801 and encodes 266 amino acids. Lineage: Eukaryota; Metazoa; Arthropoda; Insecta; Hemiptera; Aphididae. The transcript is spliced from 3 exons. The record is from RefSeq and is a predicted model, not a curated record.